Messenger RNA from Melospiza georgiana, 1719 nucleotides. Its product is annotated as cytochrome P450 26C1. The transcript is spliced from 6 exons. The coding region runs from base 1 to 1719 and encodes 572 amino acids. Gene Ontology annotation, molecular function: iron ion binding; heme binding; monooxygenase activity. NCBI's taxonomy places the organism in Eukaryota, Metazoa, Chordata, Aves, Passeriformes, Passerellidae. Gene Ontology annotation, biological process: sterol metabolic process. The record is from RefSeq and is a predicted model, not a curated record.
AUGCCGGCCGGGCACUCCUGGCCCGAGGCGGCGGCGCUGGUGCUGCUGGCCCUGGCUCUGCUGAUCACCCUGUGCCGGCACCUGUGGGCGCUGCGCUGGAGCCUCAGCCGGGACCGCGCCAGCGCCUUGCCCUUGCCCAAGGGCUCCAUGGGCUGGCCUUUCUUCGGGGAGACUCUGCACUGGCUGCUCCAGGGCUCCCGCUUCCACAGCUCUCGGCGGGAGCGGUACGGAAAUGUCUUCAAGACCCACCUCCUGGGCCGGCCUGUGGUGCGGGUGACAGGCGCUGAGAACAUCCGCAAGAUCCUGCUGGGUGAGCACACGUUGGUCAGCGCACAGUGGCCCCAAAGCACCCAUAUCAUCCUGGGCUCCCACACUCUGCUCAGCUCCACGGGUGACCUGCACCGCCAGCGCCGCAAGAUCCUGGCCAGAGUGUUCAGCCGUGCCGCCCUGGAGAGCUACCUGCCGCGGAUCCAGAAGGUUGUGAGCUGGGAGCUGCGGGGCUGGUGCAUGGAGCCAGGCUCUAUCGCAGUUUAUUCCUCCGCUAAAACCUUAACUUUCCGCAUUGCAGCUCGGAUUCUGCUGGGGCUCCGCCUGGAGGAAAAGCAGUUCAAGGAUCUGGCCAAAACUUUUGAGCAGCUGGUGGAGAACCUCUUCUCCCUGCCCCUGAACAUACCCUUCAGUGGGCUGCGCAAGGGAAUCAAAGCACGGGACAUACUACAUAAGUUUAUGGAGAAGGCUAUACAGGAAAAACUGCAGAGAAACAACCCAGAAGACCACAGCGAUGCUCUGGAUUUCAUAAUGAACAGUGCCAAGGAGCAUGGCAAAGAAUUUACCAUGCAGGAGCUAAAGGAAUCAGCAAUUGAGCUCAUAUUUGCUGCUUUUUUCACCACGGCUAGUGCUAGCACCUCUCUGAUCCUCCUGCUAUUGAAGCACCCCUCAGUGAUUGAAAAAAUAAGGCAGGAGCUGAUGUCCCAUGAGUGGUACCAGCAGAGUGAGUGCUGCCCUGCAGGACCCUGCCUGGACACCCUGACCAUCCAGAGCAGGGACAGAGAGAAACCACAUUCCCGCCCCAUGGCCAACGACAUUCACAAGGAGCAGAGCCAGCCCCCAGCCCCAGUGGAGGAAGAUUCCCUCCAGCCCAGUGCCGUGCUGGAGCCCGCUGUGCCCCGGAGCAGCCCCUGCCCCGGCCCCCAGCUCCCGGCACCGCCGGGGCAAAGCUGUCACUGCCCCGCAGACAUCAGCCUGGAGAAGCUGAGCCGCCUGCGCUACCUGGACUGUGUGAUUAAGGAGGUGCUGCGAGUGCUGCCCCCAGUCUCCGGAGGCUACAGGACGGCACUGCAGACUUUUGAGCUCGAUGGCUACCAGAUCCCCAAGGGCUGGAGCGUCAUGUACAGCAUCCGUGACACCCAUGAGACAGCAGCUGUGUACCAGAGCGCCCCCGGCAGCUUUGACCCCGAGCGCUUCGGCGCCGGCCGGCCGGAGGCUGCGGGCCGCUUCCACUACAUCCCCUUCGGCGGAGGGGCCCGCAGCUGCAUCGGGAAGGAGCUGGCCCAGGCCAUCCUCAAGCUGCUGGCCAUCGAGCUGGUCAGCACGGCCCGCUGGGAGCUGGCCAGCCCUGGCUACCCCCGCAUGCAGACCGUGCCCAUCGUGCACCCUGUCAAUGAUGGGCUGCAGCUCUACUUCCACCCCCUGCAGCCCAGCCGAGGCCACGAGGCCUGA